AUGAUUGUGGGCACAGAUGAGGUGGGGCAGGACCCGCCCUUCCUCUGCUCCACCCACUGCGCCUUCCCACCGCCCGCCCGUCUCCGCGAAGGGAAGGACGCGGCUCCUCCCCCGGCCAGGCGGAGGCAGCGCCCCGGGCAUCUCCGGCGCCUCCUUCGGCGCUGGGCGCCCGGGCGCGCGGCGAGGUGCGGAGCCGUGCGCGCCCGGGACUGCGCUCUGCCAUGGAGCCGGCGCCCGCUGCUGCUGCUGCUGCUGGGCUUUGCCAUUUUCGACUGUGUGACUGGGGAUGGCAAUGAAACCGCCGAACAGGAAACAAAGAGGCUCUCCUGUGGCUACCCAAAUGGAAAUUGCACAGGCGGCACCACAGGACUGAGGUGGAGAGGGCAUUUUUCAAAAUGUCCUGAGGAGUACAAGCACUACUGCAUCAAGGGAAGAUGCCGUUACGUUGCAGCAGAACAGAUUCCGGCAUGCGUCUGCGAGAAAGGCUACACCGGCGCAAGGUGUGAGAGGUUGGAUCUGUUUUACUUGCGAGGGGAUGAAGGUCAGAUUGUGGUGAUGUCUUUGAUAGGUGUGAUGGUGACGCUCAUCGUCCUGACUGCCUGUAUAUGCACCUGCGCUCAUUACUGUAAAAAAAGGCGCAGGAAGAGGAGAGAGGAAGAAAUGAUGACAUUUGAGAAGAGGCUGCCUAUUAAAACAGAUGAUAUUCUAGAGACAGACAUUGCAUGAAGGUUGUCAAAAGGUGCUUGCAGGCAGGUUCCCUACUUUCCAGUGCCCUUUUCAUCUUGACAGAACUCAUGAGGGCUAGUGACUUGAAAACCAAUGUGGCUAAAUGGAUGCAGGUGUAAUAAUUGCUGUGCGUUUGUGAUUUGAUUCUGCGAAAAAAAUCAGGAGGAAUUGUCUACCAUGGGAAAAACAGGAAUUUCCAGAAGCACAUAAUGGAUUUUCACAUAUCCCCUGCUUUUCAUAUCCCCUUCAGUGCUUCAAUAACCCCCCCUUGAAUUUGCCAGCAUGGAAGAGAAGCAGUCGUUCUUUUUUAUAAAUAAUACAGGAAUAGAUGUAAUAAUCUGUAGUAUUUUUAUGUACAGCAGAAUUUGUGAACCAAAGUGUGCCUUUAGGAGCAAAUGUAAAUGCCGAUGAGGUCUGGAUGUUGUAUUUAUACAAAUAGCUGCAGCUUUAAUUGAUGAUAUGUUUUUUUGAUUUUUAUGUGGGAAGGAUGUUUUCAGUUGGCGCAGCUGACCUCUUGCUUUACUUUAAAAAAGAGAGUUGCAUUGUAACUGUAGUAAUGAGAAUUUGGAAAAUGUAAAUUUCCCUGUUCUGUGUGUCUUGUCUCUUAGAUAUUUGAAAACACAAAAGGCAGAUGAUUUUUUGCAGGUAUCUUAUGCUUCCAUUAUAUCAGAGCAAUACUAAACAGCAACGGGUCUCCUGCACUUUAAAAUA
This is a messenger RNA of Podarcis muralis (Common wall lizard), 1437 nucleotides long. Lineage: Eukaryota; Metazoa; Chordata; Lepidosauria; Squamata; Lacertidae. The record is from RefSeq and is a predicted model, not a curated record.